Molecule: messenger RNA, 921 nt
Organism: Aspergillus uvarum CBS 121591
Lineage: Eukaryota; Fungi; Ascomycota; Eurotiomycetes; Eurotiales; Aspergillaceae
Product: sterol desaturase family protein
Exons: 3
Coding region: 1-921 (306 amino acids)
Biological process (GO): ergosterol biosynthetic process
Molecular function (GO): C-4 methylsterol oxidase activity; iron ion binding
Source: RefSeq, a predicted model, not a curated record
AUGGACAUCUCCACGCGCUGGGCACUGCUAGUCGAUACACACCCAUCCUCGUGGAUCGAGUUUGUGGGCAUGCUCGCCACCCAAAUCCUCACCUUCUGGCUCCCCGCCAGCAUAUUCACCAUGCUCGACCUGCUAGCCUGGCCGUCCAUCCAACGCUAUAAGAUCCAGCCGGCGCGCAAGCAGCCGCCCCGCGAGCUCAUCAUCCGCGAUGCCCUGUUGGGCUCCCUCCAAAGCCAACUGCUCAGCACCACGCUCCAGGCCCUGCAGCUUGCGGUGGUCCACGCCGUUCUCGCACGCCCCGAUCUCAGCUACCGCAUGCCGGCGACCCUCCCCACCCUCCCGGAGCUCCUGACGGAGCUGACCCUGUGCGUGCUGGCGCGCGAAACCAUGUACUAUUACAGCCACCGGGUGCUGCACCACCCACUCUUAUACGCGCGGUUCCACCGCCAGCACCACCGCUUCCACACCCCCGUCGCGCUGGCGACACUGUACGUCCACCCCGUCGAGCACAUCCUCACCAACGUCAUGCCCAUCGCGGCGCCCGCGCGUCUGUUUGAUGUGCAUGUCGUGACCUUGUGGGUUUUUGUCGGGGCCGUUGGCAUCCAGGCCGCCCUGGCGCACUGUGGUUACCGUCUGUUCGAGACGCCCGGCGGGUGGAAACCCGAGGUUCAUGACCUACACCACGAACUGAUGACGGUCAAUUACGGGUUGAUUGGACUCCUGGACAGGGUGCAUGGGACACGGGCGACAAGGAAACUGAGGAAGAGGGAGCAAAUCCAGGGGGGCAACGCAGCUAGAGGCAGAGCCCUGCUUGGCCAAGGGGGGAAGAUCGAAGAAGAAAAAUGCUGCAUUGGCAAAAAGCUUAGAAUGCCGAUUUGCAAAGAGGAAUGUAACCUCUGGGAUCGGCGAUACGAUGGGUGA